This is a messenger RNA of Pollicipes pollicipes, 1391 nucleotides long. RefSeq names its product barrier-to-autointegration factor. The record is from RefSeq and is a predicted model, not a curated record. Gene Ontology annotation, biological process: chromosome organization. The transcript is spliced from 4 exons. Lineage: Eukaryota; Metazoa; Arthropoda; Thecostraca; Pollicipedomorpha; Pollicipedidae. Gene Ontology annotation, cellular component: condensed chromosome; nucleus. Bases 439 to 711 code for a protein of 90 amino acids. Gene Ontology annotation, molecular function: DNA binding.
CUACCUGGCGCGAAUCGAUUGCUGAGCGUCAUCGCUGCCUGGCUGCGCCGCCCCCGUUGCGCAAGAAUUAGCGUGUGGUUGGUUGGGGCAUGUCUGUAAGUGGAAGAAAGGUGGAAGGAUUAGACACCAAUUUUCUGCCAGUUAUCUACGACAUUAUACGAGGCAUUGAAAAGGACACACCUGAUACCAACAAAUCAUCACAGGAGGUGGCACAAAAGAUACUGGAACUUCAGAAGAAGUUUGACAAAGCAAGAGAACAGGUGCGCAAGACGCCGGGCAUUGAGUACAGCCGGCCGGACCAGCUGCACCGGCUGCAGGCGCUGCGGGACCAGCUGGCGCUGAAACGACAGCUGCUCGCCAAGUACCAGGCGCUGGAGAGCUUCGACCUGCCCGCCAGGAAGUGAGCAGUACCCGCCAAGCUCCUUCGGCUGGAAGAGGAUGUCGUCCACCACUCAAAAGCACCGCAACUUUGUGGCGGAGCCGAUGGGCGAAAAGCCCGUGACUGAUCUAGCCGGCAUUGCCGACGUACUCGGCAAGCGGCUGGUCAGCCACGGCUUCGACCGCGCCUACAUCGUGCUCGGCCAGUUCCUGGUCCUGAAGAAGGACAAGGAGCUGUUCGUCGGCUGGCUGCAGGACCUGAUUCACUGCAACGUUAUGCAGGCGUCCAACUGCUGGCAGUGCCUGAACGACUGGUGCUCGGAGUUCUUGUAGCUGUCCGUGCCGGUCUGCCGCCGCGCCAGACCCGUUGCUGCGUGGCAGUUUCUCUGUCGUUGUCGCUGAUCAUCCUGGAAGUCUAACAUGCUACACACGCUUUGCUGUUGCUCCCGCCAAGCUUGCGUUUCAUAGAUCAUCGUUCAUCACCUGUGGCGCCCAAGGUGGCCCGGUCACUUUUUGAGGUAAUGGCGGGCUGGAUUGGCUGCUCUGUGGUAGAGGGGAUCGGGCACGGGGAUAAUCCCGUGCUGCUGCUGAUGCUGUGUGAGAUGAACUUGCUGCCCUGCUGGUGGAUGGUCCCCGGCCUGCGCUCUUGCGCUCAGUCGAGCUUGUGACAAUAUUUCCGGUACCACGCGUACAUGAAAAAUAAACGCCGUGCCUACAAAAAUGUCGUAGUUCAAGCAGCAAAUGAGCAAUCCACAUAUGCAUCGGAUUCCCUGGAUUCCCACGGAUUCCCCGGUCGACUCGGCAACGCGAACCUGCAGUUGGCGUGCUGGGGAAAUCAAAAUGUGGACAUGGUAAGACUGGGCAAUGCUGGGUAGUUCUCCACGGUUUGGUCAUUGCGCGACGCGAUGUGCCUCACUCUGCGCCACAUCUGCCAGCGCAAUGCAGUGGAGCGUGUCAGUGUUCCAGUAAUGUCCUUUCGAACAAGGAUCAAAAGUACCGCGUGUCUUUUGGUU